UUCAAGCAGCAUUAUUCCUCCUCAUACCGUUCACGUUGCGGCGCGCCCGUGGUUUCUUGGAACGUUCCUUUAAAACUGCUUUUUAUAACGGUCGCGCUUUGGAACCCAGGAUAACGAGCAUCAUCCUCACUACUAAGCAACAGGGUUCUCUGUUCCGAUUCCAGGAAGGCAAGUAUCAGAUUUUAGACGUAAGUGAAGUGCAAUGGGGAAUCUUUUCUGUUGUGUACAAGUUGGACAAUCGACAGUGGCUAUGAAAGAACGAUUUGGGAGGUUUGAAGAGGUACUUGAGCCAGGAUGCCAUUGCAUGCCGUGGAUUAUCGGAAGUCAACUUGCUGGCCAUCUCUCUCUGAGGCUUCAGCAACUGGAUGUCCGGUGUGAGACCAAGACAAAGGAUAAUGUAUUUGUCAAUGUUGUUGCUUCUGUUCAAUACCGUGCUCUGGCUGAUAAGGCUUAUGAUGCAUAUUACAAACUCACCAAUACAAGGUCCCAAAUCCAAGCCUAUGUUUUUGACGUAAUCAGAGCGAGUGUUCCGAAGCUAAAUUUGGAUGAUGCUUUUGAGCAGAAAAAUGAAAUUGCAAAAGCAGUGGAAGAAGAACUUGAGAAGGCUAUGUCAGCUUAUGGCUAUGAAAUCGUUCAAACACUGAUUGUUGAUAUCGAGCCAGAUGAGCAUGUCAAGCGGGCUAUGAAUGAAAUCAAUGCUGCUGCAAGAUUGAGGGUGGCAGCUAAUGAGAAGGCAGAAGCAGAGAAAAUUUUGCAAAUUAAGCGAGCUGAGGGUGAGGCAGAGUCCAAGUAUCUCUCUGGAAUGGGUAUUGCUCGGCAACGUCAAGCAAUUGUGGAUGGUUUAAGAGACAGUGUGCUUGGAUUCUCAGUAAAUGUACCAGGAACCACUGCUAAAGAUGUGAUGGACAUGGUGCUUGUGACUCAGUAUUUCGAUACCAUGAAAGAAAUUGGUGCUGCCUCCAAAUCUUCUGCUGUGUUCAUUCCUCAUGGACCUGGUGCCGUUCGUGAUGUAGCCACUCAAAUUCGGGAUGGACUUCUUCAGGCUUCUCAUCAGUAGCUUCUAUAUCACCCAGCUCUUUUAUCUGGUUUGUACAGCUAUGGAUGAGACUGUGUUGACUAUUCGCGUGGAGGGUAUCUAUGAACUGUGCUUUCUGAUCUUGUUUUGUGGCAACAAUCAGUAUUACUGUAGAUAAUAGUUCUGUGGAUUGGUGGGCCAUGCCCUUUUUAAAUACCCUGCUUUGGAUACUUAAAACCAUCAACUGCCCCUGUAGGUUACCUGUUUUCUUUGGUGUGAAUGGUGAUUUCAAGGAAAUUUCUUUUCUUUUGUUUA
Neltuma alba is the source of this 1330-nucleotide messenger RNA. RefSeq names its product hypersensitive-induced reaction 1 protein. Lineage: Eukaryota; Viridiplantae; Streptophyta; Magnoliopsida; Fabales; Fabaceae. The record is from RefSeq and is a predicted model, not a curated record. The transcript is spliced from 6 exons. The coding region runs from base 203 to 1057 and encodes 284 amino acids.